Molecule: messenger RNA, 1298 nt
Organism: Cynara cardunculus var. scolymus (artichoke)
Lineage: Eukaryota; Viridiplantae; Streptophyta; Magnoliopsida; Asterales; Asteraceae
Product: nudix hydrolase 20, chloroplastic-like
Exons: 9
Coding region: 7-1185 (392 amino acids)
Molecular function (GO): 8-oxo-dGDP phosphatase activity
Source: RefSeq, a predicted model, not a curated record
AAAAAUAUGUUCACCUCCGCCUGUACCGUCGCCGGCGGCCAACACUCCCAUUAUCUGUCAUCUUACUGUGUCGGAAACUUAUGUUCUCACCGCCGUAAUUUUCCUAUUAUGAUUUCAAGCAUUUCCAAAAUCAGAUCGCAUUCUUUCACCGUCAAUCGCAAUUCUGUGGCUGCCGCUGCCGCUGUAUCAUCAAGUAGUUCUACUAGAAAUACUAACAAUUCUAUAAACGAUGGUAGUAGCAGUUUCACUUGGGAUGAUGUCUUUCAAAUAUCUGAGUCGCGUCACGUUUCAUCGGAUCUCGGUGGAUUCUUUCAGAAGAUCAAUUUAUGUAACCGUGGCUGGGAUAGGCGUGCUGAUUUCAUCCCGUUUGUCAUUGAGGACCAAAUUGUUGGCUACAUUCACAACGGUUUUCUUAACCACUUAAGCAAGUUUAAGGAUGUUUUCACUUGCAUCAAAGAUAAUACAUAUGGAAGUCAAUCUGGCCAUGUCACACUACAAUCUGCGCUGAAAACACCAGAGUAUAGAACUGAAGCCCUUGAAAAUGUAGUGAAGUGCUUAGGUGAAGAAGUAAUUCCAGGUAUACGGAAUGAGCUAUUUCCUGUUACUUCCUCUUAUGGACAACGAACAUAUUUCUCGCUAGAACGUGCAGCAGCACCUUACUUUGGGAUAAAGGCUUAUGGGGUUCACAUGAAUGGCUAUGUUGAAAGAGAUGGGCAAAAAUAUCUAUGGAUUGGAAAGAGAAGUGAAACGAAACCCACCUACCCAGGAAUGCUCGACCAUCUUGUUGCUGGAGGACUGCCGCAUGGGAUCUCAUGUGGAGAGAAUCUUGUAAAGGAAUGUGAAGAAGAGGCAGGAAUACCAAAUUCCAUUUCCAGCAGAGCUAUACCAGUUGGCGCUGUCUCUUACAUGGACAUUGAUGGUUAUAGAUUCAAGAGAGAUGUUUUAUUUUGCUAUGAUCUGAAGCUCCCUGAAAGUUUCAUUCCCAGCAAUCAGGACGGAGAAGUGGGGAGCUUCAAACUACUCCCUAUAACACUUGUUGCAGAUGCCAUCCGAAGUACACAGUUCUUCAAAGCAAAUUGCAAUCUUGUCAUCAUUGAUUUCCUUUUCCGGCAUGGGUACAUUAAACCUGAGUAUCUUGGGUACUUGAAGCUGCUACAAAGCUUGAGAAGUGGAGAUUGUUCUUAAAUUAAUUGCAUCCAGAUAGCUCCAUGCCUUUGAUAGGUUAUUUGUGGCACUUUCACACCUGUUUUGUUUAAGUAGAACUCGAUUUUCUUGUAUUUUCUGUGUCGUGAUGGAUA